This is a messenger RNA of Mizuhopecten yessoensis (Yesso scallop), 7147 nucleotides long. RefSeq names its product NACHT domain- and WD repeat-containing protein 1-like. The coding region runs from base 135 to 5378 and encodes 1747 amino acids. The record is from RefSeq and is a predicted model, not a curated record. NCBI's taxonomy places the organism in Eukaryota, Metazoa, Mollusca, Bivalvia, Pectinida, Pectinidae. Gene Ontology annotation, molecular function: protein binding; ATP hydrolysis activity. The transcript has 28 exons.
UCGAUCUGCCGUGUACCGAUAUUGUGGGUACGUACGUGUAUUGACUAAGUGAGGUGAGGGGGAAUCCCAUACAAAAUGUCGCCAUGACAGACAGCUUACCGAAACCUCACAUGUGACGUACACAAUACACCAAGAUGGGGUCCGGAGGGAGCAAGACAGCGCCCCCUAAAGGGACAGUGGAUACUAGAGUUCGUGCGAAUGGACCGUCAACGUCUCCAAAGCAUAACAAAACACCCUUGCCUAAACCUGACUCCAAAACAUCUCCAAACAAUACCCCGACUAACUCCAAAACAACUCCAAUUAAGGACUCGACAAAAACCGACUCGCAAACAACUGCAAACAACAAAACGGGAGAGACUACGUCACCUGAAAUGGCUAAUACUAAAACCAAAGCACCGUUAACGAAGUCGAAAAGUAAGCUUAAGUUUCAGCGGGGUGUGAGUAAAACUCUGAUGAAAAUGACGGGGGAGAAAACCGUUCCUAGUGUGAAUCUGACCAGGACAUCAUCUAGCCCUAUACUCAAUGGUGAUGUAAGCAUUGAGGUCCCGUCUACCAGCAAAAUCGUCAGGAUAUUUACUAGUAGUACGUUCACCGACACCAUGCACGAGCGAAACACGUGGAUGACGGAGGCGUACCCAAAACUGCGCUCGUACUGCCAAAGUCGAGGAUACGAGUUUCAGGUGGUUGACAUGAGAUGGGGAAUCCGUGAAGAUGCGUCCGACGACCACACAACCUUUGAUCUGUGUAUGACCGAACUAAAGCUGUGUCAGCAACUUUCCACCGGACCCAACUUCAUUUCCCUACUCGCCAAUAAGUACGGAUACCGAAGUCCACCGCGUACCAUAGCCGUGGACGAGUUCCAGAUCCUGUUGGGAGGAGUGGAAAACGAGGAAAUCAAAGCUCUUUUAACCAAAUGGUAUCUUCGUGAUGAUAAUGCUGUGCCCCCCGAAUACGUGUUACAACCAAUCAGCAAAUACAUACCUAACCGAUUGAGCAGUGAUACAGCGCUACAGAGUACGGCCAAGGAUGAAUGGAACGAUGAUGAGUGCGACAUGCAAGACGCGCUGGAAGCGUCAGCUCGAGCCAAGCUCCCUAAAGAGGAAGCAGAGAAAUACUACGUCUCUAUUACGGAGAAGGAGAUCCAGAAAGGCAUGCUCGACGUGACCAACCCUGAACCAAGCUGCCUGUGGUUUUGGAGAAAAAUCGAUGACAUAGAGAAUAUCGACCCUACCAAGCACAAAACACUUAGAAGAUAUAUAGACUUGAGCGGAGAGGAAGAGUACUGGCAGGAAUCCCGAAGACUGCUUCAUACACUUGAGGAAACAAAGAUGAAAUCUCACCUCCCAGCCGAAAAUAUACACCAGACCAUCGUCCAGUGGACUGACAAAGGCAUUGACCCGGAUUAUGCUGAACACAAGAAAUACCUUAAAACUAUGACGGAGGAUUUUAUCAAGGAAAUGGUCAGGUUGAUUGACCUUGGGAUAAAACAGCGGUCAGCCAAGGAACUGACCGAUCCCCUCAUGCUGGAAUGUUGCCAACACAUACGAUUCUGUCAGCAAAAGUGUGAGAACUUCUGUGGAAGGCAGGCGUCCCUAGAAAAAAUCAAGACGUACAUAAAAUCUACGACCACGAAGCCUCUUAUUAUACACGGGGCCUCUGGAUGUGGAAAGACCUCCUUGAUGGCCAUGACAGCCCGAAACGUCCGGUCGUGGAUGCCAGACACACAGCCUGCCGUCGUGAUCAGGUUUAUUGGGACGACACUUGACAGCUCAAAUAUCAGUGGCCUCCUCCUCUCCGUCAUCUGUCAGAUAAAGGCUAUCUACAACCAGGAAUCACGUAAUCCAGAGAGCCUACAGGAAUUGGCUAAGGAACUGGAUUAUGUACUGAGUUUUGCCAAAUCUGCGCAACCUCUUGUCGUGCUACUGGAUUCAUUAGACCAGAUUGACAUCUCCCAUAAUGCUAGGAGUCUCUUCUGGUUACCGAGGACGCUUGGAAAACACGUCAAACUAAUAGUAUCAACACUCGAGGACGAGGAGUUCGAAUGCUUUCCAAAGCUCAAGGCUAUGUUCAAAGACGAAGAGGACUUUUGGCUUGUGCCUGAACUGAAACCAAUCGACGCUGAGGGUAUAAUACAGCAAUGGCUUAAAUCCCGAAACAGGACUCUCACUCCUACACAGUUAACCUUACUCAACGCAAGUGUCUACCACUGCCCACUGCCAUUAUUCCUGAAACUAUCUUUUGACAGUGCUCACAGGUGGAAUUCCUACAUGGACAAACGAGAAACUGUUCUACAGAAGACGAUCAGAAGCAGCAUCGAUACCUUGUUUUCUAAACUGGAGACUAGUCACGGGCAGAUAUUCGUGUCGAGGACCCUCGGUUAUUUAACCGCCUCUAGGAAUGGGCUGUCGGAGUCGGAGCUCGAGGACGUUUUGUCAUGUGACGAUGACGUACUCAAUGACGUGUACCAGUUCUGGGUACCACCAGUCAGACGGUUACCUCCCUUGCUACUGGUUCGACUAAAAGCGGAAAUACAGCAGUAUAUAGUGGAGAGAGGAUCUGAUGGAAUUCGUGUGCUGUAUUGGUACCACCGCCAAUUUAUAGAAGCCGCUCGAGCCAGGUACUGUAAAUCCAAUGUGUCCGUCAACAUUAACAAAGGACUGGCAGACUUCUUCUGUGGGAAAUGGGCAGAUGGAAAGAAAAAGCCAUAUGUAGACAAGAAGAAAAAGUCUGGUGAGGGUGACCGGCAUGUUUCAAGUCAACCCCUCAGACACGGAGACACUUAUAACUUGCGGAGAUUGAAUAACGCCCCCUAUCAUAGGGCACAGGUCAACGUUGUGGACCUCAAAAACGAAUGUCUGCUGAAUUUCGAAUUCUUACAGGCUAAAGUUGUGGCUUCUUCAGUACGACAUAUCCUUGAUGAUUUCGCGUUUGCCCGGAAACUAUAUCCAAAAGACCGUGACCUUGAGACUGUAGGAGCGGCGUUUGAGAUGUCCCAGGGUGCACUGCUAUACGACCCCUUACAAUUGGCUCCACAACUCAUGGACCGGUUGGCAGGAGAGCAGCUCACCAUAGACCUCCUAGGCCAGUGUAAACAAUGUAAUGUGCCGUUCUUCGCUCCUGACCAGGAAGUCCUUAUGAAACCGGGUGGUCAGCUGAUCUAUUGUUUGACCGGACAUCAGGGUCCUGUUCUUUCAGUGGCUAUCAGACAGGACGGAAAAGUUGCAGUUUCAUGUUCUGAUGACGAUGAAGAUUCCGUGAAAACGUGGGAUUUGACUGAAGGCAAACUUCUCAAGUCUUAUGAUGGCAUUAAGUUAAAUCCGUCCCAAGUCCGUUAUGUGUGUAAUGACAAGUAUAUCCUAGUAGACUACGAUGACGACUACAUUGCAAUACAGGAGUCUGGUGAGGUCGCUUUCUCCAUAGACAAUAUCGGCGGUCAGUCAGCGGUAGGAGGGAAGAACAAUACACUGCUAGCCACUUUCUGUGAUGAUACGGUUGAUGUUUACAAUGUGGAAAACGGGGAAUGCGUUUCUACGGUGGAAGUUUCGCAAUCUCAGCUGGCAUUUUCUUUGGGCAUGCCAAGUGCAAUUGCGGCCUCUGAGAACUACGUGGUCCUGACGGACACAGACCAGCACUACUUCACCGUGUACAACUACCCCAAACGAACUCUCAGUAACUGGGUACAGGUAUUCAGUUCCGAACGGGUUUCCGGUCAACCAGACCUCACCAUAGACGCCAUUGUGAUUAUGCCGGACGAGACACGAUUCAUUCUGUCUAAUGUCCGGGACAACGACCUGCAUAUUUACGAUAUAAAAUCAUUGAACAGGCUUAAAACAAUAAAAGGUUUCCGAAUGGACUUUGCCCAGAACUACAGGAUCACGGCCACCGGUAAUUUUCUGUACUUUCCUAGCGAGAGCGAGGUCGUUGUUUGGAACCUCAAGAAGGAGCAGCGGUCAGGUAUACUUCCUCAUCCAGUACCAUUACGUGACGUCAUUUCCUGGGGGUGGAAAACCAUGGUUACGGCAACAGACGACACCACAGUUCGAGUUUGGGAUCUGGAGCGAAAGGAAAAAGAGACAAAAAACCAAAGUGUGGUCCUCGGCCACGUGAUACGGCAUUUUAUCCCCAUGAACAACCCCCGUUAUGCUGUUGUUAUGGCACAGACGGACCGGACGGACACUGAGAGUGUCUGUCUACAGGUUUACGACAUCCAGACAAAGAAAGUUGUCCGUGAGGGCACACCGAAUGUUCCUCCUGGUGUGAUUAAGAUCGUUAACGACAAGCAGAUAGCAGUGGUCACGGGUUCCAGGAAAAUUAAGACCAUCAAUCUGGACACCAUGACUGUGGACAAAGUGUUCGAAGGCGAUGUUUCCGCAUAUACUGUAGAUAUUCAGGUCAAAUCUGACGGAUCAGAAAUCCUUACUCACACUAGAGGAAGACAGCAGUUUAAGAUAUACAACGCCACAACCGGAAAGACGAAAGCAAUUAUCAAAAGGCCGUCCAACGUCAAAAAAGACAAGAAAAGUCCAUUCGAGGAAUUGUUUUAUGUGAACAAAGACUGGACUGUGUUGGCUGGGCGUAUAUCUGUGGGUCCCUGGCUCGUGUAUGAUCUAUCAACUUUACAAUGUAUUAAAUCAAUUUCGCCCAACGAGUAUAAUUUUAGCGAUAUACCAAUACAGAAAACGGCUCUGUCUGAAGAUGGACAGACAUUGGUAUUUGGUGUCAAGUCCCACAUUGAAAGUCCAGGGUCCACCAAAGAAAAAUACCAAUUAACAUCGUUCGCCAUUUGGAGUACCAAAGAAAACAGACGUAUUGCUUCGUGUGAGGACAUCGAGUACCAGAACCACUACUUUGAGAUCGUCAACAGGAAGGGUGUGGACGUGUCGGUUGAUGAGAUACACGUACUGGAUGCCAACAGACUACUCACUGUACACGAUGAUUUCAUUCUCAGAGUUUGGGAUAGAAACACAGGAGAACUGCUUAAACGUUUGGAAGGACAUCAAAGUGCUGUACAAGUGUUUAUGAAAGAGGAUGGCCCUUACUUCUUCUCAUAUGCAACAUAUGAAGAGGAAAAUGCCAUUAGAGUUUGGGAUAUAUCUAAACUGGAAUGUAUAGCGAGCUACCGAUUAGAUCAAACGGUUGUAUCGACCAGGGUGUGUUCGGAUGGCAAACAAUUCAUUACUUCCACCAAAAGUCCAACUGCCCGCCUUAUUCACUGGAGAGUAGAAGGGUUAUAUAACUCUACCAAUCUGUCGUCAUGUCCGAUGCUGUAUAAGGGAACAGCCUCCAAUCCAAACCUGGCCCUCGUGGUUGAUGACGAUGACCUCAUAGAUGAAAAUGAUCUGGAUACUGAUGAAGAGGAGAGUGACGAAGAUGAUUAAGAUAGCGGCCCAACAAGAGACAAAUUAAUGUUACCGAGAUAAUCAUGUGACUGAAGAAAUGGUGCUCUUCUUGUCGUAAUUGUCUCAAUGAAAUCGUGUUGAUAUAUAUAUCAAUAUGUUGACCUUUACAGGUAGUAUCCACAUAGAGCAGUAUAACGGUGAGGGAGGAAUCAUGAUGCUGGUCAUCAAUGUCUCAAAUGUACCCCGUGUUCGUUUUCUACAGCGUUAUUGCUCCUACUUUUGCCUUUAGUUAUUAAAAAAAAACGUUCUCAGUGCAGCAUGAUGACUUAACGUGGCCAGAUCUGGUAUUCUUUGUGCAUAACAUGUCGAGAACUAAUGAUCACAACUUUUGACCACAUAUGCCUUCAUUCAUUAAAACGUAGCUUGUAUUGCCUGUUCGCUGCCGUAACUGUAAAAUGUAUGAUGUUAAACAGUAUGAUAAAACUAUAUUUGCUUUAUGAAGCAAUCAGAAUGGGUUACUACCAGAAAUCAAAAAAUGCCUCAAUAGAUCUUUCGGUGGCAACAAUCUAAAACGCCAUCCUUCCCCCUUUUCCGAUGCAGUCACACAACUAACAUUUUCUAGGUAUCCCUUACGUCUGGAAUGUGUUAAUAUUUAAACAUUAUCUCAGUAACUUAUCACAUAUCACACUCACUUCUAAAGCAGUUUGAGUGUUGUUAUUAUGUGUGUUUGUAAACCUUUGUCUUUGCAAACAACCAGUGUCUUUAAACUCUUUUUGUGUGUAAACAAACCGUACUUGCCUCUUCAAACGUUCAAGUCUAUUAACGGCAUAUGUGUUAGUUAAUUACAAUGAUCAUUUUUAUGGAAAAAACAUCUAUCAUGAACAUUGCAGAUGGUCGACUGUACGUGAUCAGUCUAACUGAACAUGGUAUGUUUCAAAAUAGUGCCUCAACGUAAUUAUUUUGAAAUAUGUGUUAAUAUAAUAUACCUAGAUGUUGCCUUAUUGUGACAGUUGGCUAUAAUACGUAGCUUAGUAGAAUUAGUUAAUUUGCAAAUUUUAUAAAGAGACGUUGUUAACCGAGUAUCUACUAGUUCUUUCAUCAUAUUAAUAUGUACCGGAGGUAACAUUUCAUACAUGAUUUCAGUUUCCAACCAAGAAGAAAUAUCGGUGAAUCAUGGCGUCACAAUGCAAAUUCACGUUUAAACCAAUUUAUGCACUCAAGCUUGUAUGCCAUUAAGUAUAAAGGUUUGCUGAUGAUGAGAAAUGAUGUGUGAAUUUGUCUGUUCGUCGAUGAAUGAUAUAAGUAUAACGUAUGAAAGAACGUAUGAAAGUCAAUUAUAUGGCAAAUACUUUCGUUUAUUCAAUAUACUCUUACACUUCAUAACGAUGUUGGUUAAUGUUGUUCAUAUUCAUAAUAUGUUAAAUGCGGGAAAUACGAUUAAUCCACUUUGCAAUAGAUAUACUGGUAUUUAUCAGUAUAGUACACAACUAGAUGUAUGGGCAUGUGUACAUGGUUUGUCUUUUUAAGGCGAUUUUUACAUUAAAAAGUUUGGAGCGUUCAUCAAAAUAUCUUGAACUAUCAUUGGUUCUGAUAUUAGCACUUAGGAAGUGAUGUCCCGAAAUAAGUUAUAAACUUGAAAACCGAUUGAUCGGGUGGCGACGGUCAGGGUUCGAUUCCAUAUAUAAACCUUUUUUCUAUGAUGCUUGUUUUAAUCAACCCUCGUUGAAUUAUAAAACUUUUUUUAUGUCGGAACAAAACGUAUAUUUGUUUAACUUUGUCUCUGAGAGAAAUAAAAGUAUAUUAUUUUA